Messenger RNA from Ilex paraguariensis (yerba mate), 483 nucleotides. NCBI's taxonomy places the organism in Eukaryota, Viridiplantae, Streptophyta, Magnoliopsida, Aquifoliales, Aquifoliaceae. The record is from the annotation of a GenBank genome assembly.
AUGAGUCAUGAGCCACAGAAAGAGAAAGAGACCCAUCUUCACUUCUUCCUUCAUGACAUAGUCACCGGCAAAAACCCAACUGCAGUCAAGCUUGCGCAGGCCAACCUCACAACAAGUGUUUACAACAACCCAACAUUAUUUGGCUACACGUUUGUCGUCGACGAUCCUCUCACCGUCGGUCCCGAACCAAAGUCGAAGGUCAUCGGAAAUGCCCAGGGCGUCUACGUAUCAUCCAAUCAAGGCAAAGACCUAGUUCUGGUAUUUUACCUCGAUUUUGGUUUCACGACAGGCAAGUUUAAUGGAAGCUCCAUCAGUGUUUUUUCGAGGAAUCCGGUGGCGGAUCCAGAAGUGGAGCUUGCAGUUGUUGGAGGGAGAGGGAAGUUUCGGAUGAAAAGAGGGUUUGCUAUGCUUAAGAUUGUUUCCUUUAACCCUACUCUUAGCAACGCUGUGGUUGAAUGUCAUGUCACCGUUCUUCAUUAUUGA